GUCUCUGGGAUACUGUAGUGAUGAAUCUGGUAUUGCUACAUGGACGUGUGUGUACGGCGAGGCUCGCGGGAAUAUAUGGGACUUCCUCCGCCCUCUCAAGAUCAGUGCAUGUAUGAGUGGCGCCAAGCUAUGUCCUCGACGGUUAUAGAAGGGCUGCCGCGGGCCUCGACGGACUGGCCGCCCCCCGACACCAACUACACCCCAAGACUAUGCUCCACGCUCGCCCAUCACCAUAAUGGAAAACGAUAACCCCGAGGAGUGCAAAGUGUGCAUCACCAACUAUGAUAAAGCCAAGCGGCGGCCGCGCACCUUGCCCUGCGGCCACACCUUCUGCACACUGUGUGUGGCGGGCAUGAUCAAGCUGCAGCGUCUCUCUUGCCCCACCUGUCGCGUCGACCACAAGGCCACCUCUGCCACCCACUUCCCCAUCAGCUACGACAUGGAGGCCGUCAUACGUAAACUAAAAGUCUUGCAGCUGACGGUAUUACCAUCGUCAAAACCUAACGAACGACGAUCUUUGAUACAGGAGAAGGAAGACAGCGUCAGCCAGCUUCUCAGUGGGUUUCAGGAGACGCUGUCGCAGCUGAAGAGGUACGAGGUGCAGCUGCGGGACUGGAAGAACCAACACGAGGAACUGCUCGCCAAGCUAAGUGACUUAGUAGAGCGAAACAAAGGAGCGUUGAAACUCCUGGAGGACGAGCUGAGCAUCUUGCUGUAUCAGAGGAAGAAGGGCGAGGAAGGUGUGGCGCGACUGGAGGGGACACAGGGGAGCCUGGCAGGAGUCCACUCCGCCGCCGAGGCUGCCACAGCCCUCGAUGACAGCGAGCGCUACAACGCUGAGGUUGAAGACUGGAUCCAGAACUGCCAGAAAAUCUUCCCAGAUGUCAACACCAUUCACACUUCCCUCAAGGUGCGGGAGGUGACGAAGAGGGCGCUGGAGACCAUAAAGGACGCUGACGCCAUAGACGACGCCCCGGUGUUCCUGGGAGACGCCGACCACACCAUCAUGGAGAAGGUGGACCAGCUGGCGCCGAUUUUAUCAAUUGAGAGCCUGAGACGGCUGGGAGAGACGGUGAAGGCGCUGAUAGAGGCGGAUAAGGUGGUGGCGGUGCCACAGGACCAGGGGCGCCAGCUCUCCUCCAGGAUUACCCUCCACAAGGGUCGCCUCCACCUUCACACCCUCCUGCACCAGCCCACGCCGCUUCACGCCCACACCCUCGAGCACGAGACACUGAUGAAUCUGGUGGAGCCGUCUUCGACUCUGGUGUUCUUGGACAUCGGGUGGGCGGGUUCAGCAAGAGGCCGGAUCUACAUUCGUCUGAGUCCCGACACCGGUCUGGCCAAGCAGUUCCUGCUGAUGUGUACUGGGCUGCGGGGUCCCACCUACGCUAACACGCGGAUACUGGGAGUCUGGAAUAAAGGCACAGAGUUCGAGAUGGUGGGAGGCGGCGACUACGACUGCAACAACGGACAAGGAGGGACGCCAUUGCUGCAGGGUCUGACCAACUGUGAGGCAUACAGGAGGCCGGCAAGAGCUGGCACGGUCAGGGCUCUACAUGGCCCCGAGAGCACCAAGAGCGCUCAGUUCUCCAUCACCACCAGGGACUGCGCUAACAGGGAGUGGUACUGGGCCUUCGGGCAAGUGGAGAGCGGCUUGGAUGUGCUGAAGGCAGUAGCUAACCACAAGUGCAUCAAGGAGGUGAGUGUGGUUGACUGUGGCGUUCUGUUGCCGCCAUAAACUCUAUGUGUCACUCCCUACACACAGUGGCGCGUUGCUGGAAACCUUAUCGGGCUAUGUAUCUGUAGUGAUGUCCUCACCUAAAGCACGAGCACGGCUUAGAAAAUUCUUGUAAAGGCUUGGCGCGCAUGAUGAAAUACAUUAUAAAAAGCUGCAUUUUCCAGCGCCUCCGUGUGGCAGUACAGAGGAGAAAUGCACUCUCCAUUCUUGGUUUCUGACCUGCAUCUGACGAGCUCCUCAACAUCUUGCUAUUUUACAAUGGAUAUUUUAAUGAAUAUGUCGUAAUUGAAAGGACGGUGAAUUGUACAGCUACCUCCAUAUGGUGCUUCAUUUUGUAUACUAAAGAGUGCAAUGUUUUGUGCUCAUGGUGUGACCCAAGGAUUGUCAUGUGUUGUCGCCCAUGGUGUGACCCAGGGAUUGUCGUGGGUCGCGCCAUAUGUCGUGAGUCUAGUUUGAUGGUAAUCUAUUCAUUAUCAUUUUAUAAAUGUUUGGCCGUAUCAUGUUCUGUACAGUUACCCCUUCCCUGUUAGAACCCGUUUUCUUCUCUACGCGCCACACGCCUUAACCUGCCUCAUCCCUAAAACCUGAAUCAUCUUCCACAACUAUCGACACCACACCCUACAUUCCUCCACCCCAUUUAAUUUUCCUCUUAACACCUUCACUCCUUCCCUUUUCCUCUUCCCUAAGUACCUUUCCCCUUCUCGCCUUCCCCUCAUACCUUCCCCUACUUACAAUUCCUCACGUCCUUGGCCUUUAGUCCUCUCCCAUAAACUAACAUCAUUUUAUCUAUGAAACCUUUUCUGCCUAUUUUCCCAUCCGCACCCCCCCCUCACUCGCUCUUGUCCAGCAUCAUUGGGGCCCCUCUUUUCCUUCCCCCUUCCCUCCCUCCACAUUUCUCCUCCCUCCCUUCCUUCCUUUCAUACACGACACACAAGAUCAAAGAGAAUGAGCAGUUUCGUCAUAUUUAAUGGAUGAAUAAGCAUUAUAUCUGUGUCGAGGCUACGAACAUCCGCCACUAGGCUCGUUCGUGUAUUCGUUCAAGUGUUUGUGCGUGUAUGAGAGGGGGCGGGGAUUAGUUGGG
This is a messenger RNA of Procambarus clarkii (red swamp crayfish), 2819 nucleotides long. Lineage: Eukaryota; Metazoa; Arthropoda; Malacostraca; Decapoda; Cambaridae. The record is from RefSeq and is a predicted model, not a curated record.